CUUUAAGGCGCGGUGAUCCCACGGCAUCCUCGGGCGGGGCGGGGACAGUGCAGGCGCCACCAGCGGAGGCGAAUGCGAGGGAGGUAGUGCGCGGUGUCGGGCCCCACCAUGCUGACCGCGCUCACCCCGCCAGCCGUGCCUGGGAUCCCGAGGCAGCUGCCCACGGCCCCCACGCGGCGCCAGGACUCCUCCGGUUCGUCAGGCUCCUACCACACGGCUCCGGGUUCUCCAGAGCCCCCGGACGUUGGGCCGGACGCGGAAGGGCAAGCGAACUGGCCCUGGGUGGCCCCUGGGCGGGGGGCGGGCGCACAGCCUCGCCUGUCCGUCAGCGCCCAGAAUAGCCGCCAGCAGCACUGGCCCGGCUCGGGUUUCCCGCGAGGCCCGGGCUCCGGCCCGCGGCCACCCCAGCCCCAGCUGCGCACGCUGCCGUCGGGGGAGAUGGAAGUCAUCUUCGGCGUCGGGCCCCUGCUGAGCCGCUCCGGCGCGGAGGAUCGCGAGGUGCAGCAGCUCACGGAGCCGGCUUUCGGCAGCCCCUUACCGCCAGGCCCGGCGUCUCCCGCCGCUGGCCCACUGCAGCCCCAGGCCCCCGACGGUGGCUCUCGCUGGGCCACAUACCUGGAGCUGCGACCCAGCGGGCCGAGUCCUGCCUCCCCAACGCAGUUCGAGUGUGUGGAAGUGGCGCUGGAGGAACGCACCGCGCCCGCCAAGCCCCGGACGGUGCCCAAGCGUCAGAUCGAGCUGCGCCCCCGGCCCCAGAGUCCCCCGCGGGUGGCUGUCGCGCCGCGCCCCCGACUGCUCCUGCGCACCGGCUCCCUUGACGAGUCACUGAGUCGCCUGCAGGCCGCGGCGGGCUUCGUGCAGACAGCGCUGGCCAAAAAACUGAGCCCCGAGGCCCCAGCCCCUAGCAGCGCCGCCUUUGAGCCCACAGGACGGUCGGAACCUGCGACCCGGGAAACGGCCCGCAGCACUCGUGUGGUCUUGGAGAAGGCUAAGUCUCGGCCGCUUCGUGUACAAGAUAGUUCUGCCCCAGCAAAAGCCCCACGGCCGUGGCCCAGCCUCCGAGAGCGCGCUAUCCGGCGCGACAAGCCCGCGCCCGGGACCCAGCCGCUGGGUCCUGUAAGUUCCAGCAUCUUCCUACAGACAGAGGAGAAGAUCCAGGAGGCGCGCAAGACUCGGUUCCCGCGAGAGACUCCGGGUCGAACAGUCCCGAGGGCACGGAGUCCGCCUUUCGAGUCUAUAGUCCCCUGGGAGGUUCCAAGCAGGACUGUGAAGCCAAGAAGCCCGUCCCCGCCGUCGCAGACUCCCAAUGGAGCUGUGCCAGGGCCUCACUGCCCAUCCCCCCAGAACCUGUCCCCGUGGGAUCGGACCAUUCGGAGGAGGGUGAGUAGCCCGUCGUUCCCAGAAGCAUCCUCCGCGUGGGAAAAUCAGAAUCCCGCCGUCGAAGAAACUGUUAGCAGGAGAAGCCCUUCGCCUCCGACCCUUUCCCAGUGGAACCUGGGUGUUGCUAGAGCAGAAAACCCCUCCCCCAAAGCUCCUUCACAGUGGGUGAUUCCACAUCCUGCAGUUGGGGAUGAGGAAGAGCUGGAUAGGAGCCCGUCCCUGCCGACCUUGUUCCCGUGGGAAGCUCAGGAUCGUCCUACUGGGACUCGGAGCCCAUCGCCCCAAGAGACGUGGGAUCCCGUGGUGCCGGGCUCCUCCGUAGUAUUUACGCGGGAAGCUCAAAAUGGCGAAGCUCAGGAAUUGGUGCCAUCUACACCAUCAGCACCCGGGACUCCAGAACCAACGGAGGUGCAGACGCCAUGCACACAGGAGAUUCCAGAUCUUGCCUUCCGAGGCAGUCAGCCGUCGCCAGAGACCACUGCACCGGAGCCGCCCUGCAGUCACCUCGUGGGCACGUUGGACGCCGAUGCUCCUCCAGAAGCCUUGGGCCAUGGAGAAGCGGCCUCGGGACGCCAGCGUGUGGCCAUUCCGCGGCCCAGAGACGUGCGCAAGAUGGUGAAGACCACGUACGCGCCCAGCUUCCCGGCGGGAACCGCCGGCUCAGGGCUGCCUGCGCCUCCUGCUGACCCCUGCGGGGAGGAGGACUGCGCAUCCAAGACACAGGAGCUUCAGGCGCUGGGGCCCCCCGCUCCGGCUCACUACACUUCCAUUUUUCUUAAGGACUUUCUGCCGGUCGUGCCGCACCCCUACGAGCCUCCAGAGCCACUCCUCGACACAGUCCCGCGGGACGCCUCGAAGCCCAACGGGGUCGUACGGCGGAGAGCAGAGAACAGCACGGCAAAACCCUUCGCGCGCACAGAGAUCCGCCUGCCUGGUGCCCUGGCCUUGGGCCGCCGGCCCGAGGUAACCCCGGGGGUCCGAGUGCGCGGUCCUGGCGGAGAGAACCGGGGUGCAGAGCCGCAUCGCCUCGUCCCCGAUGGCGAGGGUCGGACCAGCCCUCUAGGCGGCGCUCGCAACUCAUCCCAACGGUCCCCCAUAGAGCCAGCCGGGGCCCGACCACCCCGCCCCAGCUCCCCACAGGCACACCCCAACUCGAGCCCUGAGGUGGUACCCAAACUGGAGACACCCCCGGAGGCCCCCGAGCCCACGGCUGCCGUCCAGACGCCCCUGCCGCAGGAGCCCCCGGCGUCGGCCGGCAGGAUAGCCCCUGCCCAGCCUCGCGCUGCCUCGGCGCCUCCCACGGACCGGUCCCCGCAAGGCCCCUCCCAGGGGGUGCGCAGGCUGCCCGGGGCCGCGCACCCGGGGAAGGUCCUGGUGGACCCGGAGAGCGGCCGCUACUACUUUGUGGAGGUGCCGCGGCAGCCUCGGCUGCGGCUGCUCUUCGACCCCGAGAGCGGGCAGUACGUGGAGGUGCUGCUGCCGCCCGCGUCCCCCGGGCCACCCCGUCGCGUCUACACCCCAUUGGCCCUGGGUCCCGGCCUCUACCCGCCCGCCUAUGCGCCUAUCCAAGGCCUCUCACUGCCACCGUCCCCGGGCCCGCCGGCUCUCGGCAGCCCCCAGCUACCCUGGGCCUCUGAGGCGGGCGCCCUGGACGGGAUGUACUACCUGCCGGUGAGCGGGACCCCCAGCCCCACACCUCCUCUGCUCCUCUGUGCCCCGCCCUGCAGCUCGGGUACCACCCAGCCUGGCAAGGGCUCCUUGUUCCCGUUGUGAGGCCCCGGGGCCUGAUCUCCGUGGAGUUGGGGCUCUCGGAUGGCCUUGGAGGUUCUGGCAUCUAGUCCCUUUCCCUCCUUUCCUUCCGUCACCUCUUUCUUUGG
Molecule: messenger RNA, 3257 nt
Organism: Propithecus coquereli (Coquerel's sifaka)
Lineage: Eukaryota; Metazoa; Chordata; Mammalia; Primates; Indriidae
Gene: PROB1
Product: proline-rich basic protein 1
Exons: 1
Coding region: 109-3153 (1014 amino acids)
Cellular component (GO): nucleoplasm
Source: RefSeq, a predicted model, not a curated record